AUGCACACGGCUCUCUACGUGGUGAGACCACGCUCCCGAGGGCUCAGCGUAGAGAACCUGGCCACGUCCGGCCAUGACCGCCUUCGGCAGGUUUUGCUGCUGAAGGCCACUGCUGCUUGGCUGCCGCUGCUGCCGCUGCCCUCCGCGCCCGAGCACGCCGCCGCGCACCACCUCCCGCUACUCCCCGCACAGUGGCUGUUCGGUGGUCAUUCUCCACCAAUAGGACUAUCACCCUCCUCCACUGUGGAAUUGGUACCUAUUUUCCCCCAUGUCUGCCCUUCUGGUCUACCACCUCCUGUUGGGAAAAGUUGGACAGAGAAAAGGAUGCCUAAUUACAAGAUCUUUUUAAACAAUCCUUUUGCCCUGGACUCAACAUGGUUUCAUCCUGAGGAAUCAAUAUUGUUCCAUGGUCAGGAAAAGCCUCAUUUUCUUGCAAGCCAAGUGGCCCUGUCGCUGUCCAGGCCGGUUCCCGCCUCCAGGCCUCUCCCUGCCGUGAUCUUAGCGCCGCAGCCCAUACCAGGUGCCUGUCCUAAGAGCUUUAAGCCGAUCAACCACAGUCCCACCAUUGCCAUCGCUGCAGCCGCCGCCGCCACUGCCAUGGUCACUGUGGACCCCGAGGGACUCCGGGACCUGUCCCCUUCCUGCGUGCAGCCAUGCCAUUUCCUGACCUUGGCGCCCAUCAAAAUACCCCUCCGGACAGCCCCCUUCUCAGAUAAAAGCACAGAGUGCCGUGGAGCCCCCCGCCCCCCAGCCUUGAUGCUGCCUGCUGCGGAGAGAAAGAGCCGGGCUGGAGACGAAGAGGACAAGCCUCCUCCACCCAUGCUCGUGAGAGGGGAGAACAGCACAGCAAAAGGCAACAGACCCGUGGCCUCCACCCCCGUGCCUGGAUCUCCCUGGUGUGUGGUCUGGACGGGCGAUGACCGGGUGUUCUUCUUCAAUCCCACCAUGCAGCUGUCCGUCUGGGAGAAGCCUGUGGACCUGAAGAACCGCGGUGACCUCAAGAGGAUCAUCGAGGACCCGCCCCACAAGCGCAAGCUGAAGGCCUCAGCAACAGACAGCAGUGAUGGAUCCAUUUCUGAUGAUGGCCUGGAAGACCCAAGUUUGAAGACCAAGAGGAACCGGACGGACGGUGGUGAGAGCCGUGGGCCAGAUGAGGUUCAGCAAGAGGACAAGGGCAGCGGGGCGCCGCCCGCCCAGGUCCUCCUGCCCCUGGAGGAGCGGGCCACACGCUUCAGAGACAUGCUCCUGGAGAGAGGGGUGUCAGCAUUUUCUACUUGGGAGAAAGAACUACAUAAAAUUGUGUUUGACCCACGCUAUCUCCUGCUAAACUCUGAGGAGCGAAAACAGAUAUUUGAACAGUUUGUCAAGACAAGGAUAAAAGAAGAAUACAAGGAAAAGAAAAGUAAAUUGCUGCUAGCCAAAGAAGAGUUUAAGAAACUUCUCGAGGAGUGCAAAGUGUCACCCAGAACCACCUUUAAGGAGUUUGCGGAGAAGUAUGGCCGUGAUCAGAGGUUUCGGCUUGUUCAGAAAAGGAAGGACCAGGAACACUUUUUCAAUCAAUUCAUCCUAAUCCUUAAGAAGCGGGACAAGGAGAACAGAUUGCGGCUGAGAAGAAUGAGAUGA
Dipodomys ordii (Ord's kangaroo rat) is the source of this 1623-nucleotide messenger RNA. RefSeq names its product transcription elongation regulator 1-like (gene Tcerg1l). Gene Ontology annotation, molecular function: transcription coregulator activity; RNA polymerase binding. NCBI's taxonomy places the organism in Eukaryota, Metazoa, Chordata, Mammalia, Rodentia, Heteromyidae. The coding region runs from base 1 to 1623 and encodes 540 amino acids. The record is from RefSeq and is a predicted model, not a curated record. The transcript has 14 exons. Gene Ontology annotation, cellular component: nucleus.